AACAUGCCAAGUUAUUUGGUUGUCAUUCGUAGGCGCAGUUGUGUUGGUUUCUUGUCGGGGAGAUUAGACAUAGAAUAACGUUGAGUCCAAGACUGGUUCAAUCCUUGACACAAAUACACAGUUAUCCUCCAUCCAAGGAACCUUUCCCAGCUUUUCUUUUCAUUCAUCUGCCUUUGACAUUUUUGGUUAAGAAGAUUACCUGUAUAUGUUAUUGUUGAUAUCAUAUAAUGGCUGAAAGCUAUAGUAAUGCAACUGGAAACUCACCAUAUCAUAUGAUGACUGAAAGCUAUAGUAAUGCAAGUAAUGCAAGUGCAAGCUCAACCUCAAGUUUGAAUAGCAGCCUCCCAGAUACAGAGGAUGACCAAACCAUUGCAAGUAUCUUAGCUGAAGAGGAAAACUCUAAUGUUGCUGGAAAGCUUGGGAAGAGACUCUCUCAUUUGGAUUCCAUCCCACACACUCCCCGGAUCAAUGGUGAGAUACCUGAUGUGAACGAUGCAACCUUAGACCAUGAGAGGCUAUCUGAAAGGCUGAAAACAUAUGAUUUAGCUGAACUGCAAAUUGAGGGUGAUGGGAAUUGCCAGUUCCGAGCAUUAGCAGAUCAGCUGUUUCGCAGUCCAGAUUACCACAAACAUGUAAGGAAGCAAAUAAUCAAGCAGCUAAAGCAUUUCAAAAAGUUAUACGAAGGUUACGUACCGAUGAAGUACAAAAGCUACCUAAAGAAAAUGAAAAAAUCAGGGGAAUGGGGGGAUCAUGUUACUUUACAAGCAGCUGCAGAUCGAUUUGCAGCCAAAAUUUGUUUGGUCACAUCUUUUCGGGACACUUGCUAUAUCGAGAUCAUUCCCAAGGACAAGAAUCCCACCAGAGAGGUUUGGCUGAGCUUUUGGAGUGAAGUUCAUUAUAAUUCAUUGUAUGCAAGUGGAGAUGUGCCAAGCAGAGUAACAAGAAGAAAGCAUUGGCUUUUCUAGAUAUGUGACGGGUCUUUGUGAGGUCAAAUUAUGCGUUCAAUUGGUUCUUUAUUUCCUGUGUUUGUAUAUCAUAUCUAAAUAUUAGCAAGCAUCUACUGUAAUAGCAAAUAUAACUUGAUGUCAAAAACAUGUUCAAAUUUUCUUUUAUGGUUAAGUUAGCUGUACAGAAAAUUAUCAUUCGCAUGUAAAGAAAAGAUUAUUAAUUUGAUCUCCUAGCUUAUCAUUUA
Molecule: messenger RNA, 1192 nt
Organism: Hevea brasiliensis (rubber tree)
Lineage: Eukaryota; Viridiplantae; Streptophyta; Magnoliopsida; Malpighiales; Euphorbiaceae
Product: OVARIAN TUMOR DOMAIN-containing deubiquitinating enzyme 11
Exons: 10
Coding region: 228-965 (245 amino acids)
Biological process (GO): protein deubiquitination
Molecular function (GO): cysteine-type deubiquitinase activity
Source: RefSeq, a predicted model, not a curated record